Messenger RNA from Pocillopora meandrina, 15055 nucleotides. Lineage: Eukaryota; Metazoa; Cnidaria; Anthozoa; Scleractinia; Pocilloporidae. The record is from the annotation of a GenBank genome assembly.
GCGUGGAACUGAUUUAGAUUUCUCUUGCUGUUGGAAAUUUUUUAAAUUUCCGUGUGUUAGUAGGAGUGCGACUCGUGAAGUUUGUCGUUUGAUCGAAGCAAGCUGUUUUUAAGUUUGGGUUUGAGGUUAGUGACUUUCAGUCAGAAUGAGUGACAAAGUAGCUUCUGAAAAGCUUGAGGCCGAUGAACAAAACCCAGUCGAUAACGUUACAGGGGAAGAGUCCGCUAUUCGCCCAGUAAAGAAAGCAAAGAAGAAAGGUAAAGGAAAGAAACGUAGAGAAUCAGUCGAGUCCAGAGGCGAAGACGACGAAGGAGAAAUUUCACUUAAAAGGAAAGGAAGGAAAAAAGUACUUUCUAAAGAGAAUGUAUCGUCUGAUGUGCAACAAAAAGUCGAAGCUGAAGGCGACGAUAAAAAGUUGGAAGCUUCGGUCACCGUAGAUGAAGGACUGAAGGAAACAGUGAUCGAGAUACAAGCAGGCGAGAAUCAGCCUGAUGAACUUGAAGAAGUCGUAGUCAAGAAGGAAUCGGCUUUUAUCGAAGGAGACAACAAAGCUCAAGAAGCUGGGGAUUCAGCUGAGGCCAGCGGGGAAGAAAAGAACGAUGAAAAGAAAGACAGCGAAGAAGAGUCGAAAGAUGUCGAGAGCCCGACUGUACGUAGGAGAGCGACGUUGUCUGAUUUACGAAGUGAAAGCAUUGACAAACAGGACGGAGAGAAAGCUGGAACUAUAGAAGCGGCUUCUGAGGUACGAUUUUACUUCCAGCAACUGUAUUUUGAAGAAUCAUAGGUUGAUGAAUGUAACUUAAAAAUUUAAUUCAAGUCUGACUGAGACUGGUCUGUCAAACUGUUAGUCCAGGAAUUCUUGAUUUCACUUUCGUGAAGUCCAUUCCGGAUUGGAAGGAGCAACUGCAGAAUACCCUGCCACCUCGGUCUAACUCAUGUAAAUGUGUCGAGCGGCUUUGAAGAUCGCGGCAUGACACGAUAAACGUUAUUCUUAUUCAAUGACAUGUGAAUGAGUGGCAGGGUAUUCCGCAGCUUAGCUCUCACUUUCAUUUCCAGGUUACAUGAAGUACCUUGAGGACAUUUCUUGAAUGUAUUUCUUUUAAGUGAUAUUUCACUCUUGUCAUUUAUUAAUGUAAGCUGAUUGGUUCACUUUGUUGGUAUUUGUGUUCACUAAGUUAUAAAAUUAUGGUAUUGAGUACCCUUUAAGGCAAAUGCAGAGGAAUUUAUCGUGGUGAUACACAAGAUAUCCAUAGUUUUUUUUUUUAAACUAUAUAAGUAUGUUGGUUGCGUGAGUUUUAGCCUAGGCCAGUUUUCCUGGUACAUUUUGACAUUAAGAAAAAUUUCAACUAAACUUAAGAUUUCCAGAGUCAGGUCACAGUUUUCAUUUACUCAAUGAAGCUGUGACACCUUUACGACUUAAUGAUUUGAACUCUAAGAUGGAAUUUGCACAUGAGCCUGGAAAUGAAAACUGCACACCCUUUUACUGUAAGAAUGUGUUACCAGGAAGGUCAAUACAAGUACAUGCAUGGGAACAUAUUGUAAGGCUAAAUUGAAACUGGCCUGCAGCUGUGUCAAAACUCACCUCAACCCCUUAGCCAUAAACUUCCACCUAUGGUUUGCUUCUGAUGAUGCCAGCUGUAAAGUGUUGGGGGCAAGGAUAGGAGGUGUUCUGUAACAAGUCACUGUACACUUCUGCAUUAUCUUCCAGGAUCUCAAACCUGUCAAAGAAGAGGAGAGCAUAGAAGUGAAGAUAGAAGUGGAACCUGAUGACAAGCAGAACAAUAAAGAUGAAAAAGGAAAAGAAACAGAGGAAGAUCCAAAUACAGUGAAAAAAUUGGAGGAAAAACCAGUAGAGGCUGCUGCAGAGACAGCUGAUAGUGUAGAGCAUGUUGCUGUGCCUAUUGAGGGAAAUACUGAGGAAGAAAAGAAGGAGGUAAAAUUUGAGAAUGUAGAGGGUGGGGAUGGUGAGGUCAGAACAGACCAUGCUAAGGAAGAGGAAGCAGAAGCAAGACAAGAACAGACUAUGCCACUGAUCAGUGAGACUGUGGUCACCAAUGAAACAGAGACAAGUGAAGAUUACUCAAAGUAUCAGCUUGACGAUGAGUUGCCUUGGGCCAUUUAUCGUUCAAUGGAUACUCCUCCGCAGAAAAAUCCCAUAGAGGAAGAUGAUGAUUGGCCAGCAUCUGAGGAUGAUGAAGAUUAUGGUAAUAUGUUGUUUCACUUAAGUGUGGUCAGCAAGCUAAUGGAAAAAUUUGCAUCAUAAACAAUAUUAUCAUAUCAUUUUUAGGGCUUCCUCUAUUCCAAGAAAUUAAUGAUUUGACCUUACAAGCUUCUUUCUCCAGAUUCUUUUAUUUUAAUGAAAAUGUUCUAUCUUAAGUGGUAAUAGCUGUUUCACAUGCGAAACCCUUUUCUCCAAGGACUUGAGUCUUUUAUCAUACUCUGUAUUGUGCCAAAAUGGUUCUUUUUCUGAGUUGCUGAUUUCACACUGAGACAAAAGUGAUUGUGAUCACAAUUAAUGAAAAACAAUUGAAUUCUAAACUAGGUUGAAUUAUUUCUUUGCUGGUGUAGUUGUUGUUUAGGAAUGUGGCAUCAGAAUAUCAGUCUUGAAAUCAGCAAUUUUCAGUUUAGUGUAGAAAUAUUUUAAUUAUUUUUUUUAUUGCAUAAUUUUUCAUGAUCCAAAUCUCUUCCAUUAUAGCACCACCCAAGAAUGAGGAUCUCUAUGACCUAGACAUGUUGAUGGGAACAUUAGAUGGAGGAGAAUCUGAACUGGAGACAACCGCAUCACCUCCACCACUCAUACUUCCUGAGGAGAAGCAUGCCAAGCAGCGACGCAUUGAUGAGCUCAAGCAAGGGCUUGCUAAUGAGCCAAUUGAACUUUAUGAUGAAGAGUUUGAGAAGAGAAUGGAAGAUGAAGUACUAAUGAUUGGAAACAUUUCACUAGAGAUGGUUCAGGUAUAACAUAAAAAGGUUAAAUUUUUAUUGUAGAAAUUUUCUACUAGUUCAAUUCUUACAUUUGCUUUGUUUCAUGAUAAUGAUCAAAUGAUAAGGAAUAGCAUGCAAAUCACAAUUGCUUACAGUAUACCAGUAGCUUCCCAAUUUAUACAGUGAGUGUUUUGAGCUUUUUGUGUUACCUUAUACAAUUAUAUUGCAUGGCAAUACUUCCUCCUUCCUUCCUUAGUGGAGGCACUGUGACCUCAUGCUUAGUGUGUUUGACUCCAGAUUGAGUGGUCCCAGUUCGAGCCCUGGCCAGGGUGUACAAAUGGGUACAAGCAAAUAUGCUGGGGGUAACCCUGCGAUGGACUAGCAUCCCAUCCAGGGGGGAGUAGCAAUACUCCUAGCUGCUUCAUGUUAAGGAAACCGGAGUUAAGCGCUGGCCCCAUGGGCUACUUGGGCCUGUAUAAAGGCUUUACUUCUUAUACAAGUAUAUUGCACAUGGCAAUACUUCCUCAAGGAAAAAAAAAUUUUUCAAAUUACUUUGAAAUUUUUUUAUAACAUCUGCAAUCAAGCUAGGAGACCAGUUGGGAAAUGUGCACAUUUACAAAGAAGCUUUUUAUUUACUUGUAGGAAGAGGAGCGUCGACUUAGAGAUGAGCACAUUGCUUAUCAACAACAGCAAGCCAAGACACAGCGUGAGAGACAGGAGGAUAUUCUGGAAAGAGAAGCUAAAGCCAGGAAGGAAGUCAUGAGGGUUGUUAGAGAGAAACGCAAGCGGCUGCAACAGAGAGAGGUACAAAUAGACAAAUAGUUCACUGUUUGACUGUGAGAUACUUGUAACAGAUUAAGAAAGAGGGUAAAUAUGGAGUUUGGUUGUCUAGUAAAGAAAGAUAUCUAAUAAUUCUCAUAAGCAAAGGACUAAGAGAAAAUCUGAACCUCAGGGAGAUCUUUCUAUUUGAGAACGAAGAGGCUCUGUGAGCUGAGCUAUAGAGAUAAUAUGGUUUGGUGUGUGAGUAACAUGGUUCAUAUGUGACAAGCACUCUGAUUAUACACUGGUGAUAAGUCUUUUACAGUCUGUUUCUCCUCAUUCUUCUUCUUCUCUAUAUAAUAAUCAUUAAGAUUAUAACCAGUGUGUCUGUCACUGCCAUCAUCAUCCAUAUAUUAUUACAUUCUGUUUGAUACCAUCUAGCAACCAAAAGGGUUUCUUUAGAUGGCUUAGGAUUUGUCACAAUAUUUAAUUAGAACUAGACAGCCAGAUCCCAUUGAACAGUAAUGCUAUUAGACUGAAUUAGCAAAUUUACACUUUGGCACAUAAGGCUACCUUUUAAAACUUCCUAAUUCGAAGCUACAAUUUGUUCCUGGUAAUUUUUCAGGAUCUUUUGAUGCAGCAAGAUCGACUGAUACAGAACAGGAUACACAGGGCAUUCCGCCAAGCUGAGGAACAAUUACUUAAGGCCCUGACAGCAAGGAAAGGAGAAGUUAAGGUGAGCUUGCUCUGUUGAUUUGAUUAUGAGCAAGAGGCAAAGAGAAUUUGUAAAGGAUGGCUUAGGAUAGAGAAGAUCAACAUGUAUGGCAAUGAAUCCUUAAGAGGUACAUAAUAUGCUGUAGCUUCUUUUUGUGAUAAUUAUAAUGACAUUUUACAAAUGGAUACUCACUCUUCCCUUACUGUGUUUGAUUUGCAUCAAUUUUCCUAUUCCAGGCCAUGUAUGGAGAUUUGAUGUUAGCUGAUGGCCAGUAUGGAGGCAGCAAAGGUAGGCGCUGGAAAGUUGAUUGGAACAGAACCCCACAGCCAAUACAGAUUAAACUGAAGUGUCUACGAGGAGUCAAAGACAAGUUACCAGGUAAAACCACAAAAAGAGCUAUGAAUAAGAACUUGCAGAGUAAAUUUUGAUGUACUCAUAAUCAGUUAACUAAUUUUAGAAAAGCAGUUAAUUUUGUGAGGAUUUCUGUGUGUGUAAUGGGCAGAUUAUCUCAACUUGAUCUCAGCACAAGGAAUUUGUUAAAGGAUGUUCUGAAUUUUAUGAUGUAGGUGGUAGUUUGCUUUGAAGUUUUAUGUUGCCCAUGUCUCAUGAGUCUCUGAUCCUUCACAGCCCAAAACACUCUAUUUUCAAGUUAUAAACAAACAUGGCACAUUAUAUGGUUUUCAUUUCUUCCUUCCUUUAGCUGGUCGCUAUGUCCUCAUGGUGUCUUUGUAUGAUCGCCUGGGGGGCCAUGUACUUAAGUGGUCAAAUCUGAAAGGUCAGCAGUGGGGAGGGGCAACAUUACCUCUGCAGCAUGAUGGAGAAUUCUUUAACAUUGAAAUUAAGGUUGGUUUGACAAAACAUACAGUGUACAUCUCUUGAUGAACACAUGAAUAACUCUUUAAGUAAUGGUCCGCACAAGAAGUAGGCAUAAAAUAAUAGGUGAAAUCCAAAAACAGCCAUUAAACAUCCUUUUAUCAAAUCAAAAUCCACAUUGGCUGUUUACAGCUUUAGCAUGAAAUUUGAAUUUCAUGUAUGUGAAAAAUUGUGGGAAAUGCAUUUUUGAUGGUCUUGAUGAUAUCUAUAUGUUAACAAUGUUAGAAACUACCUGACAGUGAAAGGGGAGAAUCUUACAAAAUGGGAAAGACUCUUUUUUUAACAAUGAUGUUAUUAAUUAUUGAAGUACACCUUGCAGUGAGUCGCUCUCAUUAUUUUUUGGCACGCAUCUAUUGAUAUUGGCAAAAUCCAACAGGAACCAUCUCCAAAGCCAAAAAAAGAUUUAUCCACCUAGUCCUAGUGAAAACUCAAAACAAACAGAACCUUGAUAUCGCACUUUUGUGAACAAGAUGAAAACUGCAGAGAAAGAGUUACAGUCUAAUAUGGUAGCAGAAGGGUGAGAUAUCAUUCCCACAAUUAGAGCCAAUUCCCCAUAUUCCAUGGUUACAACGCUCAGCAUCUACAAUGUUGAUGACACUAAUACCAAAAUUUGCACUAAAAAUAAUAAAAAUAAAUCAAUUUAUCCAAUAUUUUUUGGGUGCAGGUAUCUUAAGCUAGUAUGCCUUUAAAAGCUUAACAAAGAGAAGUGUAAUUUUUUUAAUUCAGAUUUAUAUUGAUGUUCUGUUAAGAUCAGGGAAAUAUAAAUGAAGGAGAUCUUUGAAGUUGUAAUACUAGCAUUUAAGAAGUAGACAAAUGGUUGAAAUUUUGUCAUACUGUCUCGUAAAAUGGGCCUUAACUGCUUAACAGAUUGUCUACCACUGAACAUAUCAAGAGUUACUGACUGCAUGAGUGAAAAUGUUGUAAUCAAAUUUGGUUGAUAUUGUGUGAUGUUAUAUAUUGUAAUAAUACAUGUAUUAAUUCAUUAUAUGAGGAACACUUUUACAUAUGAAGUCACUUCUUUAUUAUGUUGAAAGUUAAAGUUUCAGAUGUGAUAACAAUAUUGUAUGGAAGUUGAAAUGCAGUAGCUUAAUUAGUAUAGGUAACACCAUGAUUUCAGGUGCAAUUUGGUGUUAAUAAGCACAGGUGAAUUUUUCAAAGACAACAAAAUUGCACAAGCUUGUAGGGUGAGUGCAUUAAAUCUUGAAGUUACAUGUCAAUGAUUUACAUGAAAAACUCAUCACAGAAAGUCAACAUUUUAGCAUUGUGUGCUAUUUGUAAUUUGCACUGGUAUUGCAACUUUGUACUCAUAUUACAACUUUGCAUUUGUGUUACAUGAAAGAUGCACUUGUUUCAGCCAAUCAGAUGCACAUAAUUUUUUCAUGUAUAUUAUACACACUGAUACUUUGCUCCCUUAUGUACUCCUUUGUAGAUGAAAGCAUCACUCAUAUUAUUACAUCAUACUCCUUUUGCAGAUUGAUCAGAGUGUGUUCACUGUGUGUCCCUCCAGACCUGAUGUGCGUCCAGGCAUGAUUCUGGUGUUUGAGCUUUUUAUUCUUAGGGGAAGUGUCACAGCCACAGAUAGGGUGGUAGGAUGGGGAUGUUUCCCCAUUUCUGAUGGAGAGUUUAACAUCAUUGAUGGAAAGUAAGUUCAAAGUUAAUUCCAGUUGAUAAGUCUGUGCUGCACUUUCAAAUCACUCAGCCAGCUGGCAGUUGUGUAAUGCAGCACUCAAAUUUCAAGCAGUGCAGUGGAUCAAUUUUGGCAAGGCAAGCUUCAACUUUCCAUACAAAAGUGUAUACAAAAACAUAAGAAACAACAGGCAUUACGCAAAUAUUUAGAGAAAAAUUGAGAAUUUAGUGGAAAUCUGUGAAAGGACGUCGCAAAGUUUAUUUACCCAUUACUAUGGAUAUCUUGUUGAUCUACCAUUUUAUUUUUAGCUGUAGUAGAAAAGUUAAAUACAUCUUUUAACACAGUUUUAAGUUGAAAGUUGCUAAUGUAAUUCAGUGUUAAAGCAAAGUGAAAUGCUGGACAGAAUUUAUUCAGACCGAAAACUUUCUACAGCAACUCAUCAAAAGGAUGAACCUGCACAUAGUAGUUUCCUCCUUAUUAUCUAAGAAGCUAAUAGGGUCAAAUUUAAAUCCAUCCAUUUCAUUUCACACACUUUUAGGUACAAGGCUCCAUUUCUUCGUGGUGACAUGGAUCCCACAAUUGAUAAACAUGAGACGAUUGAAGAGUUGAUGGCUGAUGAUCUUGAAAACUGGCUGUGUAACCUGUAUUUUGAAAUUGUCAAGCUACCUCGGUAAGACACAUAGUUCGUUUGCCAUCCAUUUGGUUUAUUACUUCUGAGCUUGUUUUGAUUUUCAUGGCAUCGAGAGAGGAGGAGUAUUGUUACUCUUUCUGGGGACAGGAUUGUAGUCCAUCAAAGGAAACCUCUAAGCAGCCUGCAAGGGGCUUUUGCAGGUGAUGUGGCAGUGCCUGGGAGAGCAUGCUGACAGACCAUUUCCACCCUCCACCCUCCACCCCCCCCCUUCAACAGCAAUUCAUCAAAUUUCCCUAAAAAUUUUCUCACAUCAUUAAUUUUAUUAGGUAUAGAGAGGGCUUCCUUAAGGAUGAUAAAUCUAAAGUUGAGAUUAACGCUGGUGUGACGUUUGACCAUAUUUACAGACUUACUCUAAAAGUUGGAUAUGUAAUUAAAUAAUGAUUUAAUUAAUAUGCAUCUUGUUAUUAUUAGAUAUAUGGCUGGACAGAAGGAAUAUGAAGUUGAACUACAAUUUACAUCAGGAAUUCUAAGCUAUCCAUCACGCACGAAUAUUGAUGAAGAGAACAUUGAUGGAGAAGAGCCCAUUUACGGUUCUCGAAUGGAUCUCAAGUCAUCGCCAUCCAGCACUCGACGUGGCAGCAGAAUCAGCAUGAUGGGGUAAUUAUUCAAUCCCCUCACCUUAAAAGGGGCUCUGUUGAACCAAAACCAUGUCCAAGGGAAAGAUUUGCCUUUAAUUAUUGCAAAAGAGCUGGAAAGAGUAUAGUAAUUACAAAAUACAUGUAUCUCUUUAAACUUGUGAAGUGUUUUGUUUUGACAACACAAAUGCAACAUGUGCUUGUAUGUGGUUUUCUGUUGACAUCUGUUGACAUUCAUUGGGCAUGGAGUUUAAGCCUGUCCUUCAGUUGCUCUUGAAAAUUUGCCCUUUAGUGCUACUUUUUGUAAUACUUAAGCUAUUACCCUCUAGAUGAUGGAGCCCUUCAUCUUACAACUUGUUUAUACAGCACUUCACAAUGUUUAUGACAAACUGCCUGUAUUAUUUCUAGGUCAAGUUUUUUUGGGAGCACUGUAGCUAUUGAUGCAGCUGUGGAGGAAAAAGAAGGCAUGGGUUCUACCCAGAAAUUGCAGGUGGAAGUCCCGGAUGUUAGAAGAACUGUGAGUGCUUGAACUAUGUUCCUUAUCCUGCACACAACUGCGUCAAAAAUAUGCAGUAUUGCCUUAAAGAAAUUGUGGAAUUCAAUAUCUCGAUCACUCCUUUGUUUUUAUUUUCGCGAUUGUUAAUUGAUGUUAGACAAUUAUCAGCUUUAUUCAUCCUUUUUCGACCAUUGUUUUCAUGUUCUUGGAGUAAUGUUUUACUGUAAAAUCAAAUCAUGUUUCAUGAGUGUCGUAUGAGCUAUUAAUAGUUGAAACAUGUCGAGUCUCCUACUGUACAUGUUUUUGUUAUGAACUGUUGUCUGAAGAACAUUUUAGCCAUAUGGUGAUCCUAUUUAAAAUUACUGGUGGAGUGACACACUAAAAUGGGUUGAAAUAGGAAAAACGUGAAUAACAGUUUUUUUUUACUCGAUAGCACAAUGGCAAGCUUAAUAAGAUUUUUUAUUGACUUGUCAAACAGUUGGCGACAAAACUGUAUUUCUUCAAGUUGUUUUGAAAUAGAGCUUUCAAACAAUAGCACCAUCGUCCUUUCGACCAAACGAACUUGUCAAAUUGUAAGUGAGGCAAGCAGAUUUACAAAACGCCUAAGAAGUCGUAGUCAAAUUUUCAGAUACCCUUUAAGGAGAAGUGAAAGUCUGAUCAGUGGUGUGUUUUUUGUUAUCAGUCUCUCGCAGUGCCCGAACCGAUAUUACGUCAGCGCCGUAGUUCAGCCGUGUCACAGAGACGGACGUCUCGUCCCGUAACCAUGCAUAUGUCCCGCAAAGCGGUGGAGAUCGACGCCUCAAGCGACGGCAGUGGGACGGACUAUUCUGAUGAUGAAGUUCUUAUGCUGAAAAAAGAUGAUGGAUUUAGACCGGUGAAGGGCCAACCAGGCAUGUAUUACAAGGUACGGUAAGAGUAGUAUCUAGAGAGUUUAUUAAUUUUCGUAUUCAUUUAAUUAUUUAGUAAUAAUAAUAAUAAUAAUAAUAAUAAUAAUAAUGAUAGUAAUGAUAAUAAUAAUGACAAUAAUGAUAAUAGCAGUAAUAACGUUAAAAAAAUGCCACUAAGGAGGCUUUUCAGAGCCAAUGCAAAGAAAUUUUAAUUAAACAUAGAGUUUAAAAAUCCCAUAUACAAAGUGCAGUCAACGAGUUGAACUUGAGGCAACCGAUGUAUGAUGUUGUGGAGUCUAGUGCUGGACUGCAGGAAGCUAAUACAAUGCUGAGAAAUAACCAAACAUCACAAAGUUGUCCGAAUGUCAUUACCGAGUGCAAAUUAGUAUUAGAAAAGUUAUUUUGGAAUUAGCGUAUUCUUGUGGAAUGUAGCCAUGAUGACAAAAAUAACGAUGCGACCGGGAAACGUAAAGUUUGCUCGCGAUAUCUUACUUUAUUUUAUCAUGUAAUAGCUCGUCUUUUCAGCUCUGAAAAUAGUCGUGCAAAAGUAAAUCUAAAUGUCCGGCGAUAGAAAAUGGAGAAAACCUUUCUAAGUCGCAAAUGUGUAUAUUCCAGAAACAUUUGAACAAUCCAGUCGACGUCCACGCCAAAAAGAUGUUUACUAUGCUUCCAAAGACGCCUCUGAUGACACGAAAGAAAAAGAAGAAAAAGCUGACUCAUUUAGAAGAACUCGAAGAACACACAUUCACUGUACAGUGAGUAUAACGUUAUUCUGUUUAGCUGCCUUCAUCUACACAGUCUUGCAUACCUUUAGCUGUCACCGCUGGGAAAAACCAGAAGUUGAAUGUGUUUACUUACAGUGCUGUUUGCUUUUUUUUUAAUUUUCCAAUUGUCCUUCUCACCCAAGGCCACCUUGGUCCAAUAAAGGGCGCAUUCCCCACUACGGUCGAGAAAAGAUGCAAUAUGUGGGCCGUCAAUUGAUGGCUGAGCUGGGCCUCUCUCAAUGGCGUUCCCGUGAGUUUUGGGCCAUGUUACUCCUCAUUGCCUUCACCUGGUGGGUUCGUUUGUACGCUCAUUAUGGCGCCCAGUGGGUUUUCCUUCAAGCGUUAUUUAUUCCAGUUAACAAGUAAGUAAAAGCGGUCGUUGUCAAUGAUAUAACAAGGAGGUAACGGUAAUGAUAGUUAGAAAGCAAACUGUUUAUAUCCUCUGGUUGGAAAGUCAUCAAAGUUUUGGUGUGCUAUUUUGACUCUUGAGCGCUUUCUUAGAUAGAAUCUCUUAUGCUUUCUUUGACUCUCAUGUGCUCGAUUUGAUUCGUGCGCUUUCGCCGUCUGAUAUUUUAUUUCGGCGAAUCUCGUUUGCGCUCGUUAAUUUGAUUGUUUUCGCUCACUCGGUGACUUAAGUAUUCCUUUGUCUACUUGUUACUUGAAGAAUCGCCGAGACUUUUAGAUUUUGCGGAAUUUAUACGAGGAACCAUAAUUCUUGUUUAAGAUUCGGGUAAAAAUGGCAACUGUGCCGACAAAUUUGAUAUGUGUGGGAGCUUACUAGACAUGUACGAAUAAAGCAGUUUGUUAAGCCGCCUUCCAUUUUAGCCAGUUUUUGCAUACUUUUAGAAUAUUCAAAUGAUUAUUUCACAGUAAUAACUGUUGGGGCUCUUUACCUCCUCUUUGCCUUCAGUUGUUGUGUUCAGGAUAUUCUGGAUAUUCUACACAUGACGUAAAGAUUGUUGACAUCAUGAUGUCGAGGGGCCUCUUAUCGUGUUAGUUAGUUGAGUAUUGUUUGCGUUUGUGCCAGUUUAUGAUACAAUUUUUUUUAAUUAUGACGGUUUUAUUCCCUUUUCACUUAUUUGUGAACUCCAGGUACGAAUUUCUCGCCUACACAGUGAACCUGAACUAUCAAAACACACUGCUGAACACAGUGGAAGAGAUCAGUAUAGUGGUGAUUGGACCGUUUUUCAACAUUAUAUUGUUCUGUUUAUUAAUCCUCUUCUGCUGGGGAAUACAGAGACUGUUUGGAACUUUUCCUAACAUCUUCUCACGGUUUAUCAUGGCAUUUGGAAUUAAUGCACUGCUUGAUCCCAUCUGGAUUCUGAUCGUGGAUUCUGCGCUCAUGAGGUAUAAACUAAUAGUUAUGACUAUUUUUUAGAACCCUUCGAUACAACGGUUUAUUACUAUUGAAAGAAAAAGAGGACUGGAUUACUUCUAUAAAUGACCAACCUGACGACAGUAUAUAACUCGGUGAACUAACAAAAGGUUACGAGGGAAACCUUGGAGCACUUCGAGAAGAAGAAGGAUAUCGGCUAUGAGCUAAUUACAGACGCACUCUCUUCACUGGGGUUGUUAAGAAGUUGUUUUUAGGAUUCUAAAGGGAUACUUUUCGGGUAACAUGACAAGACUGCUGUAGAGGAGGAAGAGUGAGAAGUGUUAGACGAACAUACCUUUGUUAAAUAUUUCUAACCCAUUCUUAUUUCGAAUUUCACUUUAUUUAGAUUUUUAAACGUGGGAGGUGAUGUUCCAAUAGGAGACGCGUUCAAACUCUACUGGCAUUUCUUCCGCUUUGACGGCAAUGGCACCGUAGGUAUCGUUCUGACAAUAUUCCUGUACGUUGUUACGCUGUUCACUGCUUCUUGUGUAGUGUAUAUGUACUUCUUGAGGCUUCACAACAAUGGCCGCCUCAUGGAUGUCUAUCACCGUCUUCACGCGCGUGAAGACGAGUUCUUUAUUCCUUACGACCUGGAAAUCUCUAAUGUGGAGUUGAACUAUGUCUGCAAGAAGUCAGAACAAUGGCGAGGAGAAGAAGGAGAAAGGAGAAAAACCGCUGUUUAUGAUUAUAUCUGGGAAGAAGAGAAGGUAUGCGUUUGCACUCUCAACGAAGUUCCUUUGAAAAGAGCGCUGAAGAAACACGCAAGUUGUCUCGCUCGUGUUAGGAAGGCAUAACUGCUUUGUCUUACUUGUGAAAGAGACCCAAAGCCCGCUUGUUUCUUUUUCCUUUACCUUUCAGAAAUCGUUGUUUUCGCCAGUUUGAUCGCUUGAAUAUAAGACACGGGAGCUUCGUCACCUAACCAAACACUUUAACCGGAACUUAAGAGCUUUAACUGGUCUAUGUGUUAAAAGUUUGACAGAGGUUAAAUUAUACUAAAUUGAGUGUGAUUGUUUUGGGGUUUGUUUCUAGGAAUUUUAAGAAUGAUUGCAUACAUCAGAAAAUUUUGCUGAAUUUGUAAUCAUCUAGUCUGAGUGACUUUCUUUAUAUUUAGAUUGAUGAGUCGGAUAUGGGGGCUUCGGACAAAAAAAAGACUGGGCACCGUGAAAUCACAUCUCACGUGUCUAUCCACACCAUACACUUGGAUGGGUUACGAGAGUUAUACAGACACUUCCUAAGGCUGCCUGAUGGAGCUAUUGUAGAGGUAUGUUCAUUUCUACACAUAUUUCUUAUUUCUUUUUAAAAUAUCAUGGUAAAAUAUCAUGGAUUGACAGUUAUUCUAAGUUAACUUUUGAGCGAAGUCCUCGCUAGAACCUAGUAACUAACUGACUGACCGACUAACUGUCAGACCUAAGGCUGACUGACUCAUUGGCUGACUGGCUGACUUGCUGACUGUCAAAUUUCCAGUUGACCCACUCAUUGGGUGGCUGGCUUGCUGACUGUUUCACUGACUGACUGACUGACUGACCGCAUGCUUGUCAGACCUACGGCAGACCAACUCAUUGUCUGGCUGGCUGACUGACUGCCUGUCAGACCUAUACUAACUGUCUCACUGGUGGCUGACUGACUGUCAGACCCACGGCUGACUGUCAGACCCACGGCUGACUUACUGACUGACUGGCUGGCUGGCUGACUUACUGUUUCACUGACUGACUGACUGCCUGUCAGACCUACGGCUGACCGACUGGCUGACUGACUAACUGUCUCACUGACUGACUGACUGCCUGUCAGACCUACGGCUGACUGACUGACUGACUGCCUGUCAGACCUACGGCUGACUGACUGACUGGCUAGCUGAUUGGCGUUUUGUACGACUGACUGACUGACUGUAUGAAUGAGUGACUAUCUGUCUGAAUUACUAAUUGAAUGAAUUAUCGACUACUUGUGUAACAGGAAUGCUUUCGGGCAUUCAAUCAGAAAAAAACCUGAAAGUAAACAAUUGUUGACAUCUUCGAGCUCAAGAAAACGCGAAUGAUCAAAUCUUGAUUGGUUUUAGUUUUGCGUUUGAUUGGUUGAUGGGGUUGUGCGAGAUUUUAAGAGAAAUAUCAGAGUUCAGUGAAACACGUCGUUGCAAUCCCAAAUAGCCUUUGCUUAUCAAAACUGCGCUACUUGUUUCAUCGUCCUCUUCCUUCCUCUUUCAGGUGUUUGGCGAAAUGGGCGUGGUCGGUAUGGACGAGAGCAUUAAACAGGCACUUAUUAAAGGCACUACUUACCAGUCCAUGGACAAUGCAAGAGCAUCACGGGCCAGUUUAAGAGCGAGGUCCCGGGCCGGCUCGGUAAUUAGUGAGUCAUCUUUUCGGAGACCUUCGGUGAUGUUAGAAGUUCCUAAAACUGCACGUUCUCCGUCUCCUGUGUAGACCUGGAGGAGAAAGGAAUGCGUUGUAUUAUACUUUCACUUCGGGCAAUUAAUGAGUGGACUAAGACUCAGUAAUGUACACUGAAAUAUCACGAAUCACUUUGCUGUGAAUAUAAACAGUGUAUUAGCAUGCCCUUAUCACACAAGCGCACAAGGCAACAUGUCAUAGAAAAAGCAAAACACAGAACCCCUGGGAUACCAUCUAAUUUGUAAUUUCUUUUGCUGAUUUAUAAUUAUUUACGUAUGUAAAAGGUGAGAUGUCAUAGUUUUAUAGAGGGGACUCGGCGGGUAGUUCACUUUUUCACUUUUUUUAAGCAGGAGUUAAAUAGUCGUGUAGAUAGUAACAAACAUUUAAGUACCGUGUUCAUGUCUGAGUAAUUAUCUCAUCUCUCGUCUCCUUUUUAUGCAUUUUAAAGUAUCACAGUCGGAAAGAAAGACGUAUAUCAGACACUCAACUUUGCGUGAACUGUCUGUGCGCUUUUUGACUCAGAUUUUGCCGUUAGGUUGAGGUAUUAAGAGGUCUCAGGUUAAUUUAUCCAUUGAUAUCAGCACAUAAUUAGGUUUGCAUCUGAAUGAAAGCUGGAAUUUUGACCUCUGGAAUUCCGGCCUCUGAACCACUUUCGGUUAAUGACCAUGAAAGUUGCGAUCUCAAGUUGCGACUGUGUGCUUGACAGUUUCAAGAAUACUCGGCCGCUUGAAAUAACAUUACUUCCCAUGUUUUUUCCAACGAACCAACGAAACGCUGUAUAAACCAAAUUCGCCUGCCAAAAACCAUAAUUUCCAUUUUGUUGCCUUUGCCGGCAGAUGAUUUCCCUGCUUCGAAAUACGACUACUGCUACUGUGAUUCGUUUCUAAAAGAUGAAAAUGCGGUUUUAAUCGAUUUUAUUUCAUGUUUAGUGCGUCAACAACUUUUAUUCUUAGUCACUUCGGGCCAGGAUUUUAGCUGUGGCCAUGUCAG